CGUUUUCGCACACGUUGGAGUACGUUUUAGAGCCCCGACAGCUGGCCGCAGAAGGCGAGAGGCAAACGGUACAAGAACCGGCGCAGACUAGCGAGACUGCUCGGCUUUAGCUCGGCUAACAUUUAAAGCUAGUCGCUUUCCACGGGCUUUGUGGUUGUUGCUCAGCCCGGGCGCCGCUGCGUGCUAUGAGUUGUCAUGGCAACACGACAGGUCCCCCGUGUCUCGCGCGUUGACCGUUUGAAGCGCCGAGGAGUAGACGGCCAAACCUGAGCUUCAGCUAGAUUCUUAUCGUGGAGACGGGGAUGCGAAGUGCCUUGAUUCCGUAUUCUGAUUGUUCGUUUAACCGUCCUAGGUCACUAUGAGCAGACAUGAAGACUUAUGGGAGAGGCUAGACGCCGAGUUUGACCAUUUUCUGCUAGAGAUGAAACCGUAUGUUCUGAAGCAUCCCAGCAAAACAGAGCGUCAGCGUUGUGCCACGUGGAUAAAGAAGCUGUGCGACCCGGCAGCAUGUGGUUCAGGUCUGGCGGAUCAAAAGAACCGCAACACGUAUGCCCGGUUGCUGCUUUAUAUGCUCAAAAGAGGCAUCCUGGAGGGCCCUUUUACCGCCAAACCAGAACCCGGAAAGCUCAAGACGCUCCCUGCCUACAUGUCCAUCUAUUUUGAUGAGCCCCUGAGUGGUCGAUCUGCAGAGCAGAGCAACAGAGGUCUUCCUGACUGGGUCACAGGAGAGCUGAGUGGCUGUGCUGAUGAAACCUUGGCCAUGGGUCUUCUUAAGGACCGACCCAGUUCCACACCCAUCACGGCUCAUCACAGGAGGAGGCUGUAUGAGGAGAGGCUCAUCCCUGAACCCGUGUCCUCCAGUCCAGUAAAGCAGAGUCCGAGACUGGACGCAACGACGGUGGACGGGCUGCUAAAAGCAAACGUCUCCUCCGAUGACGGUGACCUGGAGGCUCGCCUUAGCGGCUGGAACCUGGGGAUUGAAAGCCCCAGGUAUUUGAGAGAGAAGCCUGUUCCCUUGUCGCCAAUUUUGAAGUCAAGCUUUGAGGGGAAUAACACCUUUGCCGGUGAUCAUGGCCUUCACAGCAGAGAGACUGAGAUGAAGAUCAAAGUGUUGGAGGCCAAACACCAGGAGGAGAAACUGAAGAUGCAGCAGCAACACGAUGCCGAUGUUGAGAAGAUUCUGGACCGAAAAAACCGUGAGAUCGAAGAGAUAAAGAAUGCGUACCGGGCUAAGCAGCAAGAAUCCGAGCAGAUGAUCCACAAGCUUGAAAAGAAAGUUCAAAGUGUUCUGCGGGAAUCCCAGGUCAUCUGUGAGAGCAAGGAGAAGCAGAUAGCCGAGCUGAAGAAGAUCUCGGAUCAGAGUGCUGACUCUGUGAAAAACGAGUGGGAGAAGAAGUUACACGCAGCUGUGGCAGAGAUGGAGCAGGAGAAGUUCGAAAUGCAGAAGAAACACACCGAAAACAUCCAGGAGCUGCUGGACGACACCAACCGCAGGCUGGCUAAGAUGGAGUCUGAGCAUAUGGCUCGUUCUCAGGCUACUGAGCAAAGAGUGCGUGAGAUGGAGCUGCGAGUGAAGCAACAGUCGGUGGAGGUGGAGAAGGGCAACGACUUAUGCCAAAAAGUGACGCAGGAGAAGGCCCUGUUGGAGGUCCAGAUUGCAUCCCUCAGUGCUAAACUGCAGGAGGCAAACAAACGGAUCGUGACGCUGCAGAAGGAGAAGGAACAGCAGAGCGUGCAACACGAGGAGAACACGAUGAAGCUCCAAGCCAAACACGAGACGGACAUUAGCCACCUACAUCAGCAACAUGCUCUGUCUGCUGCUAAGGCUUCAGAUGUGAUAGAGGACUUAGAGAAGACUGUGGCCCAGUGCAAGCAGCAGCUUCAUGAAAGCGAGUAUAGAAGGCAACAACAAGUCAGAGAUCAAGAGAUGAAGUUCCAGCAAGAGAAAGAGGAGCUGCAGACUACCUGUGAGAACCAGGUGUUGGCAGUUCGCAGCGAGGCCGAGAGGGGGAAAAUAGAGGCCAAGAUGAAGAUAGCCAAACUGGAAGAUGCACUGAGGGAGAUGGAGAGCCAGCUGGACAGAGCGAGACAGAGCCAAAGACAGCAGAUCCAGCAGGCCGAUUUGGCACUGGAGCAGUUCAAGAAACAGAUGGAGAAGGUGGAGGAGGACCUGAUCCGCUCCAAAACCCUUAGAGAGAACCAGGCCAAGGAGUUCUCACAGCAGUUUGAUGCUCUGAGACAGAAAUACGAGCAGAAGAUGGCGGAGGAGCGCGCGCAGCACGAGCAGGAGAGGACGCGGCUACAGCAGCAACACAGCGCGGAAAAGGACAACCUGGUCCAGGAGCACCAGCGGGAGGCGAGCAGCCUGGAGAGGCAGGCCAGGGCCACCCUGCAACAGCACCAGCAGCACGCUCAGGAGUGGAGGAAGCGGGAUGCCCAGGCCAUUUCUGAUUUGGAGGCCCAGGUGUCAGGUCUGCAUGAGGAGCUCCAGCAGGUCCAUGCGCUGCACAAGCAAAAGCUGGCAGAGAUGGCGUCACUUCAGGAGGAGGAGAGGCAACAAGCGACGCUCAGCAAGGAGGCGUCGAUGCAGCAGCUGCGCUCCGACAUGGAGCGGAUCGCCAACGACCUCAGGAGGAGCCACCAGCAGGAGAUGGAGGCCACUCUUGAUAAGACAAACAGCAGGUUGAAGCAGAUUGAGAAGGAGUACAGUCAGAAGCUUGCCAAGUCUGCCCAGCUGAUUGCGGAGCUGCAGACGUCUGUAUGUGACUCUAAAGAGGAGGCUGUUCGCCUGCAGCAGGCCAUGGAGAAGCAGCUGAGGGAGGUCAACGCUCGGUGGGACGAAGAGAGACGGACCAUUACCCACAAUGCCGAGCAGGCCAACAAGGCUCUGCAAGAGAAGGUGGAGAGUCUGCAGAGACAGCUGCACUGUGCCGAGAAGAAGCUGCUCAGCAAGGAGCUGGAGACAGAAGAGAGGGUGACGAGGGUGCAUCAGGAGUACGAGGAGAAGAUCAAAGGUCUGAUGCCAGCUGAUCUCAGGCAGGAGCUGGAAGACACCAUCACCUCCCUGAAAGCUCAGGUCGGCUUCCUCCAGAAGACGGCCUCUUUGCUGCAGGAAGACCUGGAUGCCUGUCGCAACAGGAGGUAACAGGACGAAGCGGACUCUCCAGGACACGACGGACAGAAGUGAGCACUGUAGUCACCUCUCAUAACACACUCCGACGGGCCAGUCAUCUUUAAGUUUAACGUACCGCUUUAUGCCGUAGCAUGUGAAGUAUUUAUUUAUCUCAUUUUAGCAUUAACAUUGUUUAAAUGUGACAUUUCAUUUUCUCAUCCAGUUAAAGUGUUCAUUUCUUUGGGUGUUUUUUUUUUUUUUUUAUCAGUUACUGGAUUUUUUUUUCAUGGAUAUGUUCAUAUUUUUGUAAA
Molecule: messenger RNA, 3423 nt
Organism: Fundulus heteroclitus (mummichog)
Lineage: Eukaryota; Metazoa; Chordata; Actinopteri; Cyprinodontiformes; Fundulidae
Gene: cep112
Product: centrosomal protein 112
Exons: 26
Coding region: 359-3145 (928 amino acids)
Source: RefSeq, a predicted model, not a curated record